GCUUGGAUAGUCGGAUCACUGCGAGUAGCUAAGAAUGGAGGCUCAUCAUUGCAAUAAUCGCCGAUCAAAUCUUCUGUUACUUCUUUUAAUUGUCUCCGUAGUCGCGAAUCUCAUUACGGCAUCUGCAGCGUCGUCCCCGAUCGCCAUCGCUAGCGAAGAAAAACUGGAGUUGACUUUAUACUACGAAGCUUUGUGUCCAUUCUGUGAAAAUUUCAUAGUCAACUAUCUAUACAAGCUAUUUGAUAACGGACUGAUUUCGAUCGUGGAUCUCAAGCUUAGUCCCUAUGGAAACGCUAAGAUUCGUUCCAAUGGUACCAUCGUUUGCCAGCAUGGUGCAUGGGAAUGUGUGCUUAACACUGUAGAAGCCUGUGCAAUUCAUGCCUGGCCUGCUGUUAGUGACCACUUUCCUUUUGUGUAUUGUGUGGAAAAUUUAACUUAUGAAGGGGAGUAUGCCAAUUGGGAAACAUGUUUUCAGAAAGUAAAUGUGGAUCCAAAACCUGUUCUUGAUUGUUACACUAGUGGUUUUGGACAUGAGCUUGAGCUACAAUAUGCAGAUGAAAUAAAGGCGCUUGAACCUCCUCAUACUUAUGUCCCGUGGGUCGUCCUAGAUGGACAACCGCUUUAUGAUGAUUAUGUGGAUAUCAUAAGCUUAAUUUGUAAAGCUUAUAAAGGCUCUAAAACACCCCAAGCUUGCCUUGGUUUAUCCCUUCCUGUUACCAAACAUAAGGACACAGAUAACACUUUGGAUAAUGUAUGCUACAAAGAAGAGAAGUCAAAGUCAAAGUCAAGGGUAUCUGAAAUUAUGUCGGCUACAGAGGCUUCUUGGAUGCAUGAUGUUGGCAUGGUGGAAUCUAUGUAGGAUUAUCGUAUGUUUACAAAGUAUUUUCCUAGUAUUUCCUUGUUGUAAUGAGGUUAGUUUUAUAAAGUAAAAGUCUAAGUUUGGUCAAGAAAAAAGGCAAAUUACUUAAGUGGUUAAAAUUAUCAAAGUGACCGUUUCUUUUGGAUGUUUUAUUUUAACUAUAUAAGUGGACAUUUUAGCAUUAUAAA
Lactuca sativa (garden lettuce) is the source of this 1047-nucleotide messenger RNA. Its product is annotated as Thioredoxin superfamily protein. The record is from RefSeq and is a predicted model, not a curated record. Lineage: Eukaryota; Viridiplantae; Streptophyta; Magnoliopsida; Asterales; Asteraceae. Gene Ontology annotation, molecular function: oxidoreductase activity, acting on a sulfur group of donors, disulfide as acceptor.